This is a messenger RNA of Daktulosphaira vitifoliae (grape phylloxera), 7693 nucleotides long. RefSeq names its product CCR4-NOT transcription complex subunit 1-like. The record is from RefSeq and is a predicted model, not a curated record. The transcript has 42 exons. Gene Ontology annotation, biological process: nuclear-transcribed mRNA catabolic process, deadenylation-dependent decay. Bases 192 to 7556 code for a protein of 2454 amino acids. Gene Ontology annotation, molecular function: molecular adaptor activity. Gene Ontology annotation, cellular component: CCR4-NOT core complex; P-body. Lineage: Eukaryota; Metazoa; Arthropoda; Insecta; Hemiptera; Phylloxeridae.
CCGGCUUUGUCCAUGUUAUACUUUUUGGAUUAGUCGUAGUAUCUUUUCUAAUAUCUAUGUACAUUGUUUAGGUACAUAAAAAAUAAAAAUAACCAACAAGAAAAAUUUUGUAUUGUUUCUCUAUAUUCCAAUUUGUGUAGUUUUGUCUAUGUCUGUGGUAUUGAAGUUUUCGAAUCAGUAUUCAUGGAACUAUGAACCUGGAUUCAUUGUCAUAUACGUUGUCGCAAAUCAGCUAUCUCGUUGCUAAUUUGUCGAAAAAAAAUUAUAAGUCUAGUGUUCAAGAAAUAACUGACGCUAUACAACUUCAAGGAUUUGAAGCUGACCGUCAUUUAUUGCGUUGUUUAUUUUCCUUAGUAGAUCUUAAAGAUAUUGAAGGACCUAGAAAUACAUCACAUAAAGAUUAUUACCAAGUUCAACUAUUAGUGCAUCAGUGCAAAACUCUUUUGAAUAAGCCCUCGCUUAUUUCAAUUUUGUGUUUUGCACUAGAUAAUCCACUUACUAUUGCCAAACCAUUGAAGCCAUCAAUACAGCUAUUUUUACAGCUAAGCAGAAUAUUACAUCUUAGUCCUGUUCAAGAAGUUGUUUUUGGACUUGUGUGCUUGGAAUCUACUAAUUAUUCAACUUAUGCUUUAGAAUUUGUCAAAUUGAAAUUACCAGAAUUGAUUAAAUCUUAUACAAAUUCAGAUUUCAAUACUGAUCAAGUCACAGAAGGUGGAUUACACGAUUCAAGUCCUGAAGUUCUUCAUUUGAUUUUAAGUCAAGUAUUCACUGUUAAUAAAAUAGAUUUUGGUAUAAGUAAAGAAAGUAAAGAAGUAUUAUUACAAAAUUUACAACGUGACUUUCCUCUUGAAGUUGCACCCGUUUUAUUGGCUCCAUUGAUAUAUCCCGAUAAACUAGACUGUCCUAUGGAUAAAAUAAAUCUAGAUACAUCAUCAAUUUCCAAUACUAUGCUGGACUCAUCUUUAGCUGAUUUAAUAAUGGAAAUGGGUUAUUCAGUUUGUGUUUCAAUUGAGGAAUGUCGAAGAAAUUUAAUUUCAGUGUCAAAUGGUAGUAAUAAAUCAAUUAUUUUUGGAGCACCGUCAAUUGCCAAAGUAUUGUCAAUGAUGAUAUGUACUCACUCUAUAUUAGAUCGUCAUAUAAAUUUACCAUACUGGCCUGGUGAUAAUCUUAAUAAUGAUUUAGAAAAAAAUGGAAACAUUGAAUUAAAUACUUGGAAUGUGGAAGUUUUUGUCCAAACUAUCAAUGAUUUGAAUCCAUCUCUUUCUUGGUUGGAUGUUAUUAAAGAAUUGGAUCAUGCUGAGUUUAUUGUUAAAGAUAGAAAAGGUUUGGCUAUCCUUUUUUCUGCACUUCGUCUUGGUUUAAACAGACAAGGAUAUCAAAUAGAAAAUUUCCCUAUUGAAAUGAUUUAUAGAAAUUGGUCAUGUUCUGAAGCACAAAUGUCUUUAGUACAACAUAUACUUCAAAAUUCUGAUAUAUUUUGUUUUGCUGAUUAUCCUUACCGAUCAAUAUCAAUUGAUUUAUUAAAAGUUAUACCAGAAACUGAUAAUAAAGAUAUAAACAAUUGGUAUUCAAUUGAAUUGGUGGAUUUAAUGAUAUUUUUGGCUGAACAAGGCCUAUGCUAUCAAGUACAAGAGUGCUUGAAGUUUCCAGCUCAAAAAUGCCCUGAUCUUUUAGCUCUUGCGCUUAUACAAUCAAAUAGGCCUCUUAGUAUGGUGAGACAUGAAAUGAUAAGUGGUCUAAUACCAGUUUUUUUAGGAAAUCAUAGCAACUCUGCAGUAAUUUUACAUUAUGCUUGGAACCAUCAGAAUGUGGGACUCAGACAUACUUUGGUUCAAGCAAUGAGUGAAUGGUAUGUACGUAGCGAUCAAGAUCAUGUAAAACUUUCCCGUAUUUUAGAUAUUGCUCAAGAUUUGAAGGCUUUGUCAUUGUUGUUGAGCAUUCAACAGUUUUCUUUUGUCAUAGAUCUUGCUUGCUUAGCUUCAAGGCGAGAAUAUUUAAAACUAGACAAGUGGCUUUCAGACAAAAUUCGUGAGCAUGGUGAAAGUUUUAUGACUUCUUGUCUCAAAUUUUUACAGAAACGAUGUCCUCAAUUAAUUGGGUCAACAAUUCAAGAUGAUAAUUUAUCAAAGUACACGCCAAUAUCAUCCGAAACUGUGAUAACUAUGUUAAAUUGUCUCAGAAAUGUUAACACUGGAACUAUUUCUCAAGAACUUUCUGAAACUCUAAUGUUAAUGGUAACCAACUGUACAAAUAUUUAUAUUUCAAAAGUCGCAUCUUCUCGUGUGAAUCCAUCCGCUUCAUUACCUUCUAUUUUAUGUACAUCUCAACAGCAACGGCCAAUAGAAGGUUCAUCACCACAAGUUUUAGUUGAUCAAUUAACAGGUCUUGCAACUAGUUUGGCUAAUUUAGGACUCAACCCAUCAGCUCAAUCUGCCUCUACAUUUACAUUACCUGGUUCAUUAGUUCAAACUUCUAGUUCACCAUCUAGAAAUAUUAUUAGUAGUUCUGGACAUAGUGGUUUUUCUUUGAAGACAUCUUCAUCUAUAAAUACUUCUGUUCCAACUUUAUCUAGUCAAUUAUCUGGAUCAUCUAAUUUACUGGGCCGUUUACCAUCUCAUCAAGUUACUCCUUCAGUUAUUGGAAAGAUGAAUCAUACUAUUGACAAUAGUUUAUUUUUGGAUAGUAAUAUGCCAUUAUCAGUUCCUAAAGAUAUAGAAGAUGAAGCUAAUAGUUAUUUUCAACGUAUUUAUAAUUUGGCUCCUCAUCAUUCACUAUCAAUAGAUGAAGUUCUUGAAAUGUUGAAAAGAUUUCAAGAAUCACAUAUUAAACGUGAAAGGGAAGUAUUUUGCUGUAUGCUAAGAAAUUUAUUUGAAGAAUAUAGAUUUUUCCCGGCUUAUCCUGAAAAAGAACUAAUAACAACAGCUCACUUAUUUGGUGGAAUAAUUGAACACGGACUUGUUUUAAAUUAUAAAGCUUUAGGAUUAGCACUACGUUUUAUUUUGGAUGCACUAAAAAAAAGUCCAAAUUCAAAAAUGUAUAAUUUUGGUAUAACUGCUUUGGAUCGAUUUAGAAAUCGUUUAAAAGAUUACCAUCAAUACUGCUCUCAUAUAUCUUCUAUUCCUCACUUUCAGCAGUUUCCACAGCAUUUAAUUGAAUAUGUUGAAUAUGGUAAAAAUUCACAAGAACCUCCAUCAUCACGAGUUUUAGAUAUAGUAGGAACAACCUCUACUUUACCACAGGUACCUUUUAUGCCAAAUACACUUGGUAUUUUCAAAGCUCAAAGUAUUACAGCUACUACUACAACUACUACUGUAUCAACUGCAUCUUCUAAACUUAUAACAACAAAUGCUAUUUUAUCAUCUAGGCCUUCAAUUGCCAAUACUACAAAUAUUGAUACACUACUGGUUGCUACUGAACAAAAUGCUAAAUUGAUUGUUCCUCCUGAAAACGUUUUAGAUAAAAUUGCAUUUAUAUUUAAUAACUUAAGUCAAAUAAAUUUACAAACAAAGUGUGAUGAAAUUAAAGAAAUUAUUACUGAUGAUUAUCUGCCUUGGCUAUCACAAUAUUUAGUUAUGAAACGAGUUAGUAUUGAAUUAAACUUCCAUACAUUGUACUCAAAUUUCUUGGACUGUUUGGGUAAUGAAGAGCUAAAUACUUUGAUUAUAUCAGAAACUUUUAGAAAUAUAAGGGUUUUAUUGAGAAGUGACAAAGGGAUGUCUAAUUUCUCAGACAGAUCUUUGUUGAAGAAUUUAGGUCAUUGGUUGGGAAUGAUUACUCUGGCCAAAAAUAAACCAUUACUGUUAGAUGACAUUGACCUUAAAAUGUUAUUGGUUGAAGCCUAUAAUAAAGGGCAUCAAGAAUUGCUCUUUACAGUGCCUUUUAUAGCAAAAGUACUUGAAUCAUGUGCAAAGAGUAAAGUAUUCAAACCAAGAAAUCCUUGGACUAUGUCUGUUGUAAACUGUUUAGCUGAACUUCAUCAAGAACCUGAUUUGAAAUUAACUUUAAAAUUUGAAGUUGAAGUGCUUUGUAAAGCAUUAAACAUUGAUUUGAAAGACUUAAAUCCUGGUUUUGUAUUAAAAGAUCCUGAAAUAGCCAAAAAAUUGGAACCUCAAUUGUCUAAUGGUGAUUAUUCAAAAGUUCAAGUCACUUCUGUACUAGAUACAGCUGAGCAACCUAAAGUUUCUGUUUCUAUAACUCUUCAAAAUAAUAAUACUCCUAUUAUUCAAACAACUGUAUCUUUUCUAGCUCAACCGACAACUAAUCCUUUAAUUAGUCAAUCUAUGACUUCCAAUACUAGGUUUAAUGAUGAGUUAGUUGGUCAUGUUGUUGCUGCUGGAGGAGUCACAGCAAUGACAUCAACUGGAAGUGUAGGUAUUAGUGGUACUCCAAUAAUGUCACCUCCUUUACCUUCAACUGAACCAAAAUUUAACUACGUAACAUUCAAUACUGCCAAUUCAUCACAAUUAUUAUCAAUGAUUGUUAUUAACUCCCAUAUUCCAUUAUUUAUUAAUCAACCAUCCCUUAAGACUUAUAUUCGUGUUGCUAUUGAAAAAUCUAUACAAGAAUGGAUUAAUCCAGUUGUUGAAAGAUCUGUUAAGAUUGCUGUUAUAACCACUGAACAUAUUGUUAAAAAAGACUUUGGUAUGGAUUCAGAUGAAACACAUUUACGAAAAGCUGCUCAUUGUAUGGUAAGAAAUUUGACUUCUGGUUUAGCUAUGAUUACAUGUCGUGAACAAAUUACUCAAGCUUUAACUACAAAUUUAAAGCAGCAUUUUUUAAGCAUUUUAAUAUCACCCACUCAAGCUCAAAAAGAAAUGAUAGAUCAAGCAUGUACUAUUUGUGUAAAUGAUAAUUUGGAACUUGCUUGUGCUUUUGUUCAAAAAACUGCAACUGAAAAAGCAGUAGUUGAAAUUGAUAAAUAUCUCAAAAAUGAAUAUGAAAGGCGUAAUUUAUCCAGGAUAGAAGGUCGUCGUUACUGUGAUCAAACUGUAGUUAGUGGUCAAGCUGAGUUCUUACCAGAUACACUUCGUAAUAAACUAGGUUUACCACCAUCUCAAAUGAUAGGAAUUUAUGAAGAAUUUGCUAGAAAUAUUCCUGGAUUCCAACAAUUAGACAGAGAGGCAGUUUCAUUAUUUAUGCCCAAAGCUGGGUUAAAUUUACCUCCUGAUGAAAUAUCACUUGUUUAUGAGAAACUUAUCAAUGAAAUUGAAGACCUUUUACAAUUAUAUAUGUCUAAUCAAAGAAUUCUAUCUAAUACAACCCAGGCAGCAAAUUUACAUGGUAUUUUAGAAGUAUUAAUCACUCUUAGAAGGUGCCGUGAUGUUAUUACUGCAGCUAAUGUUAUUAAUAAGGUUGUUGAAAGUUAUUUGGAUGGGUUGAGUUCUCCUUCAAAUCAAGAUUUAGAUCUGGCUAUGAAAUAUCGUGACUUGCAUCUUAGUAUAUUUAGAGCAUUUCAAGAUCCCCGUGCCUAUAAUUUACAAUGGACAAAUAAAACAUUGACAAAAGCUAUCGUGGAGUCAAGAGAUGAACUAAGAUUUAAUUUAGAUGCAAUUGAUGUGCUAAUUAGGGCGGGUAUGGUCAAUAUUAGUAUGUAUGAUAUGCAUUUGGCUUUGUCAAUGGAUAAUGGUACUAACUAUGUUUCUAUGGCUUAUGUUAAACAAUUUUUACAAUAUUAUUUAAUUGAUAAUCGAUCCAAUUCCCCAAUAACUGAAAUUCAUUUACAAGCAACUAUUGAUGCAUUAAAUACAAUCAUACUUAGUGGUCGUCCUGUACCUGAUGGUUUGGCAGCAAUUAUAGAAGUAUUGAGAUCAUCGUUAACAGAGAAUACAACUGUUGAUAGAACGAGUAAUACUGACAGUAAUAGUAAUUCUUCAACUCAUAUUCAGCAUGGAAUUUUACAAGAAAGAGAUUUUGAUGAUCCUCCAGGUUUACUGGAAAAAACUGAAUAUCUUUUAAAAGAGUGGCUUACUAUUUAUAGUGCUUCGCCAAAUAGAGAUCCUGGAAAAACUUUUAGUGUUUAUAUUCAUCAAAUGAAUGUCCAAGGAAUUUUGAAGUCUGAUGAUAUUAUAACUCGUUUCUUUAGACUUAGUACACAGAUGAUGGUAGAACUAUGUUACCGUCAAAUACCAAAUCAAACACAAUCACCAUCAACAAUACGAGCAAAACUUUUUCACACAAUUGAUGCUUAUGUCAAACUUAUUGUGUUAUUAGUUAAACAUUCGGGUGAUGCCAAUGCUAUUACUACUAAAAUUAAUUUAUUGAAUAAAGUAUUAGGAAUUAUUGUUGGUGUGUUACUUCAAGAUCAUGAUGUACAAGCUACUGAUUUUCACCAGUUACCCUAUCAUAGAAUAUUAGUGACACUAUUUUUAGAUUUAAAUACACCAGAUCCUGUAUUAGAAUCAAUAAAUUACCCAAUACUAGCAGCUUUUUGCCACACAUUUCAUUUACUUAGACCAAAAAAAGUUCCUGGUUUUGCAUAUGCCUGGUUGGAAUUAAUAUCUCAUCGCAUAUUUAUUGGCAGACUAUUAGGAUUAACACCACAACAAAAAAGACAACGUUCUUAUGAUCAAGCUCCAGUAACUGAUGUCCAAGGUUGGAAUUUCUAUGCUCAAUUAUUAAUUGAUUUAUUUAAAUAUUUGGCACCAUUUCUAAGAAAUGCUGAGCUUGCAAAACCUGUUCACUUGUUAUAUAAAGGGACAUUACGUAUACUUCUCAUAUUGCUACAUGACUUUCCAGAGUUUUUAUGUGAAUUUCAUUAUGGGUUUUGUGAUGUUAUACCUCCUAAUUGUAUUCAAAUGAGAAAUUUAAUAUUAUCUGCAUUCCCACGUAAUAUGCGUUUACCAGAUCCAUUUACACCCAACUUGAAGGUAGACAUUCUUCAAGAAAUUUCAUUGUCUCCGAAAAUAAGUCCUGAUUUUCAGUGUUAUAUCCAGCCAACAAAUUUUAAAAAAGAUCUCGAUUUAUACCUUAAAACUCGUGCUCCAGUCACAUUUUUAUCAGAAAUUCGUUCUACAAUGCAGCAGAGCUGUUGUGAACCAGGAAUGCGUUAUAAUUUAUCAUUAUUAAAUGCUAUUGUUUUGUAUGUUGGCACUCAAGCCAUUCAACAUAUAAGAAGCAAAGGUCUAGUGCCUAACACUUCUACAAUUGCUCAUUCAGCACAUAUGGACAUAUUUCAAAAUUUGUCAGUGGACCUUGACACUGAAGGUCGUUAUUUGUUUUUAAAUGCGAUUGCUAACCAACUACGUUUUCCUAAUAGUCAUACUCAUUAUUUUAGCUGCACACUAUUAUAUUUAUUUGCUGAAGCCAAUAGUGAAGCUAUACAAGAACAAAUAACAAGGGUUCUCUUAGAGAGGCUUAUUGUUAAUAGACCUCAUCCUUGGGGUCUGUUGAUUACUUUUAUUGAACUAAUUAAGAAUCCAGCAUAUAAGUUUUGGCAACAUGAAUUUGUUCAUUGUGCACCUGAAAUAGAAAAACUAUUUGAAUCAGUUGCUCGAUCUUGUAUGGUUCAUAAACAAUCAAGUAAUACAAAAAAUGGAAUUGAUUUACCAAUUAUUUAAUUAAAACGAAUUAUUUUGUAAAUUUUUAGUUUAUAAAGUUUUAUAUAUCACCUAAUAAAUUUUGUUUAAUAGUUUAUAAGAAAAUGUGAAACUAAACAAAUUAUUUUUUAAUGAUUAUCUGUAUUUUUAAAUAAUAU